Molecule: messenger RNA, 3251 nt
Organism: Mus pahari (shrew mouse)
Lineage: Eukaryota; Metazoa; Chordata; Mammalia; Rodentia; Muridae
Gene: Nt5c2
Product: 5'-nucleotidase, cytosolic II
Exons: 17
Coding region: 493-2088 (531 amino acids)
Biological process (GO): adenosine metabolic process; IMP metabolic process
Molecular function (GO): 5'-nucleotidase activity
Source: RefSeq, a predicted model, not a curated record
AUUUUCUAAGAGGGGAAAGUAAUUGAACUGGUCAUUAAAACUAAUUAUUUAUCUGCUCUUUUCCGGCUCUAAAUAAAUGGGAAUGAUUUUGACCGACUAAGGCUGCUUCAUUCUGUGAAACUCACAUUGUUUGUGUACUAUUGGAGGGCCUCUUUAGGGGGUAAAUUUGCUUUUUCUGUGUUUGCCAGUAGUGAUUUCUGUUUCGUACAGAACCUUGCAUUUGGAUUAUCUUCAUCUUUAACUGGCCAGGGUUAAACAUUCCAGGUGAUUAGUAGUUUUUCCUGGUCUUUACUUAUCACCUCAUAGUAGGGUUUCAAGUUUUAAAGCUGAAGAUAUUGGUCCCGGAGAUAGUCUAGUGUUUUUGUGCCUGAAUGUGUUGGGCCUCUCAGGGCCUGUGUUCUCAGCGUUAACAAAUAAGCUGCAGUUCUCAGGAGACCAGUGGGGCUUGUUUGUUGAUCCUGCAUUCUUAUCCAGAGGAAGGAGUCUUUCAGAAUGUCCAGGGAAGGGGUGUUUGUGAACCGAAGUUUAGCCAUGGAAAAAAUAAAGUGUUUUGGUUUUGAUAUGGAUUAUACUCUUGCCGUGUACAAGUCUCCAGAAUAUGAGUCCCUUGGCUUUGAGCUUACUGUGGAGAGAUUAGUUUCCAUUGGCUAUCCUCAGGAGCUGCUCAGCUUUGCAUAUGACUCUACAUUCCCUACCAGAGGACUUGUCUUUGACACGCUCUAUGGAAAUCUUUUGAAAGUCGAUGCCUAUGGAAACCUCUUGGUGUGUGCACAUGGAUUUAACUUCAUAAGAGGACCAGAAACUAGAGAGCAGUAUCCAAAUAAAUUUAUCCAACGGGACGACACUGACCGGUUUUACAUUCUGAACACACUCUUCAAUCUCCCAGAGACCUACCUGUUGGCCUGCCUAGUAGAUUUUUUUACUAAUUGUCCCAGAUACACCAGUUGUGACACAGGAUUUAAAGAUGGGGACCUCUUCAUGUCCUACCGUAGUAUGUUCCAGGAUGUAAGAGAUGCAGUAGACUGGGUCCAUUACAAGGGCUCCCUUAAGGAGAAGACAGUUGAAAACCUUGAGAAGUAUGUAGUCAAGGAUGGCAAGUUGCCGUUGCUUCUGAGCCGAAUGAAGGAAGUAGGGAAAGUGUUUCUGGCCACUAACAGUGACUAUAAGUACACAGACAAAAUCAUGACUUACCUGUUUGAUUUCCCACAUGGCCCCAAGCCCGGGAGCUCCCACCGGCCGUGGCAGUCCUACUUUGACCUGAUUUUGGUGGAUGCUCGGAAACCACUCUUUUUUGGAGAAGGCACAGUGCUACGUCAGGUGGACACGAAAACUGGAAAACUGAAAAUUGGCACCUACACGGGCCCCCUGCAGCAUGGCAUUGUCUACUCAGGAGGUUCAUCUGAUACAAUCUGUGACCUGUUGGGAGCUAAGGGCAAAGACAUUUUGUAUAUUGGAGAUCACAUUUUUGGAGACAUUCUGAAGUCAAAGAAACGUCAAGGGUGGAGAACUUUCUUGGUGAUUCCUGAGCUGGCGCAGGAGCUCCACGUCUGGACUGACAAAAGUUCACUCUUUGAAGAACUUCAAAGCUUGGAUAUUUUCUUGGCUGAACUCUACAAGCACCUGGACAGCAGUAGCAAUGAGCGCCCGGACAUUAGUUCCAUCCAGAGACGGAUUAAGAAAGUAACUCAUGACAUGGACAUGUGCUACGGGAUGAUGGGAAGCCUGUUCCGUAGCGGUUCCCGGCAGACACUCUUUGCCAGCCAAGUGAUGCGCUACGCUGAUCUCUAUGCGGCCUCAUUCAUCAACCUGCUGUACUACCCAUUCAGCUACCUCUUCAGAGCUGCCCAUGUCCUGAUGCCGCAUGAGUCAACGGUGGAGCACACACACGUGGAUAUCAAUGAGAUGGAGUCCCCUCUCGCCACCCGCAACCGCACGUCAGUGGAUUUCAAAGACACUGACUAUAAGCGACACCAGCUUACAAGGUCCAUUAGUGAGAUCAAGCCCCCCAACCUCUUCCCACUGGCUCCCCAGGAAAUCACACACUGCCAUGAUGAAGAUGAUGAUGAAGAGGAGGAAGAGGAAGAAUAAGAAGGCAGACUAGAAACCCCAAGCACCCAUCAAGUCUGUCAGACUCAUGGGGCGAGGGGUGGCCUUGUUUGGAUUCUGUUAGGGAGGGUGGGAGGACUCCAUCUGAAGUCCUGGAAAGUUUGGAAAGUUUCUCAAGGCUUUAAAUAAUUCUAAUCAUAGCUAUUUCAGUUUUGUGUAUCUGUUCUCUGCAGAUGGUUUGAAACUGUAUAGGAAGAACAGGUAAAGGCAGGUGGAGUGCAUGUAGAAUGCACCAUGUGGCUGGUGAUGAUUUUCUGCGUCUGUUCUCAUCGGUGUGUCAUCUGGACGUAGGAAGGUAGUAAAUGGUUUCAGACAGAGCCACAGGACUGGUAGGACGAGGAGAUCCACAGAUGCUGUAUACUACCACUGCUUCAAACCCCACGUGUCCAGUGCAUUACAGUGUUGCUUAUCAGUGGAGAAAUACAUGCUUUCAUUACCAAGUGUACUCAGCCCUCUGUUGAGGCCAGGUUUCCUUCCAUUAGCUUUUGGGUUUCCUUGGUGGCUCUGGCAAGACUGCUGCCGUGUCAGACGGUGCCUUUUUGGGUUUCCUUGCUGUAGGUGAUUCUAGACUAGGGAUUAGAAUUUGCGGCAGAAGUUACCAUCCUUGCUACAAUUUUUAAAGUUGGUAGCACAAAUGCUUUUUGUUCUAUACAAACAAUCCUUUUGGGGAAUGUACCUGAAGAGUACAGAGGAGCAAGUUCCCAGCAGCAGCCAUGGUUCCAGCCAGAGCUGCCUCAGCUUCUUGGCCUGCAGGCUCACCCUCCUCCUCGACACAGAGACGGAGUUAGUUCCACAGCCAGAGCUGCCUCAGCUUCUUGGCCUGCAGGCUCACCCUCCUCCUCGACACAGAGACGGAGUUAGUUCCAGUGACAGAGUGUGAAGGCUGUGCCUGCUCUGCCAGUGCAGGGAGUUGUCCAGCACUUGAGUUAGUGUUAGAGAUUCUUACUUUAACUUUGAUUUGCCUUCUUCCAUUCUUGGCCCUGGUCACUAGGGUAUUGGCUGUUCUAGAACUCAGUAAAAUGUAGGUCUAAUGCUGACAUUGGCCUUUGAUAGUACAACUAUCAGCUGUCACAGCUAUUGCUCUUCAACUGGCUUUAGGGUUGGUGUUCUUUUUAAGGGAAAUACAUUUUCAAAUUUGCUAACCA